UCAUAGCUAUGCUCGUAGGACGCAACACGCCCUUGUUAGCUAUCGGGGUAAACCACAGACGGAACCUUCCAACCGUCAAGCUUGUCCAGCCGCGACUUGCCAGUUACUCUAGAAGGGUUUCGCGUGCGAGCGGGCGUAGGCGUGAGGUAGCAGCGAAACGCGCAGCCAUGCCGGCUGCUAGCCUGCCUAACGGCCGUGGCUCCGAUGUUGAGGUCCUUAAGUCCCCGAAUGACAAGAAGCUGUACCGCUACAUGGUUUUGGAGAAUGGGCUUCGCGUCUUGCUGAUCAGCGACCCGGAAAUGCAGUCGACACCGGCGGCGGAUAACAGUGCUCAGGCUGACGCCGACGCAAUGGAGGUGGAGAACACGUCCGCCGCUCCCGCCUCCCAUCCUAGCGCCGCCACCUGCACCACAAAGGAACACGUGGCGACAGCUGCGGCUGCCAAGAAGCAUCCCGGGCCCAUCGAUGGCGGAGUCAGCAGACGCGGCAAGCGCCGUCGCUCUGGUGGCAGCGGUACGACAGCGGGAGCUGGGUCGGACGGCGAAGAGUCUAGCGGGGACCUGCAGUCAGACGGAGAUGAGGACGAAGACGAGGAGGAGGAGGACGAGGAGGGGGAGAGCGGCAGCGAGGGAGAAGGCGAGGAGGAAAGUGGAGAUGAGAUGGCGUCAGCAAGCGACGAGGGCGAGGAAGAGGAGGAGGAGGAGGGCGAGGAAGAAGAGGCUGGCGGGCGUGGCGGGCGGCGGCGGAAGGGUGGUGGCGGUGGCGGGUCAGGGGGCGGCGCGGAUGCAGCACCCGUGAAGAAGGCUGCUGCGGCUAUGGCUGUGGGUGUGGGCAGCUUCAGCGACCCUGACGACUUGCAGGGUCUGUCCCACUACCUGGAGCACAUGCUGUUCAUGGGCAGCGCCAAGUACCCCUCCGAGAACGAGUACGACGACUUCCUCACGCGACACGGCGGCGCAGCGAACGCCUUCACGGACCUGGAGGUCACCAACUACCACUUCGAGGUGUCCCCGCCCCAUCUGGCGGGCGCGCUGGACCGCUUCGCGCAGUUCUUCAUCAGCCCGCUGUGCGCCGAGGGCAGUCUGGAGCGGGAGGUGCUGGCGGUGGACAGCGAGUUCGCGCAGGUACGGCAGGACGACCACUGCCGGCUUUCGCAGGUGAUGUGCCACACGGCUCGUCCCGGCCACAUCUACCGCAAGUUCAGUUGGGGCAACAAGGCCAGUCUGUGGGAGCAGCCGCGACAGGCGGGAAUAGAUGUACGACAACGGCUUCUGGAGUACUACAAGCAGCACUACGGUGCCGACCGCUCCUGCCUGGUGGUGCUGGGCGGAGAGCCGCUGGAGCAGCUGGCGCAGCUGGUGGCGCGGUGCUUCGCGGACAUGCCGGGUGGCAGGGGGCCGGCGCCGAGCUUCAAGCAGCUGGGGCCGCCAUUCCAGGGUCGUUUCCUGCAUGUGAUUCCCGCGGUUCGCGACAACCACGAGCUGCGCCUCACCUUCCAGCUGCCGCCCCUGCAACGGCUGUACGGCAGCAAGGCCGACUCCUACCUGAGCCACCUGUUGGGACACGAGGGGCGGGGGUCGCUGCUGUCGGCGCUGAAGUCCCGCGGCUGGGCCACUGAGAUCCUGGCUGGCGUGGACGAGGACGGCUACUCCUCCAACACUUGCUGCUCGCUGUUCGGACUGGACAUCAGCCUCACGGAGGCGGGGCUGGCGGCGGGGAGUCCGGCGGGGGCGGGGCUGGGGGUGGUGGCGCUGGUGGCGGCAUACCUGGACAUGAUGAGGAGGGAGGGACCCCAGGAGUGGGUGUGGCAGGAGAUGCGGGCGGUGGCGGAGCAGCGCUGGCGCUUCCUGGAGGAGGGGGACCCGCUGGACGGGGUCAGCAAGCUGGCGGGCGCCAUGCACGUGGUGUCCCCCGCCCACACCCUGGCAGCGGACUACCUGCAUGAGGCCUGGCAGCCGCAGCUGGUGGGGCAGCUGCUGGACUGCAUGAUGGCAGCACCGACAGCAGCUGGGGAGGGGGAGGAGGGGGGAGAGCCGCCGGCCUUCCGGAUCGACCUGAUGACCCGGAGAUACGAGGAGGUCAAGGCCUCCCUGCUGUCUCUCGCCGCCCAGUCCGGUGCCUCCGUACGGCAGGAACAGGAGCCCUGGUUCGGGCUGGAGGUGACCUCCCUGGAGCUGCCGCCCGACCUGGUGCGCGGGUGGGCGCAGCAGCCGCCGCUACCUGAGCUGGCACUGCCGCCUCGCAAUCCCUACCUGCCGCAGGACUUUAGCCUGAGGUGUGAGGACCCGGAGCAGCAGCAGCCGGCCCCCGCCCCGCCCCCGCCGCCCCCCGGCCUGCCCGCACUGCUGGCCUCCCCGCCACAACUGCUGCUAGACAUACCCGGUCUGCGCCUGUGGCACAAGCUGGACACCACCUUCCGUACGCCUCGCGCUGCCGUACACUGGCGGCUGUUCUCCCCCGCGGGUCACACCGACCCACGGGUCGCCGCCGCCUCCCACCUCACCCUCAAGCUGCUCGAGGAGGCGCUGCGGGAGGACGCCUACCUGGCUGACGUGGCGGGACUGCACUACGCGACCAGCCCCGAGGGACUGGCGGGCAUGGAGUUCCGAGUGGACGGUUUCAGUGACAAGCUGGGGGUGCUGGUGGGCCGGCUGGCGGGGGCGCUGACGGCACUGGGGCGGGUGGAGCUGGGGGGAAAGCAGGGGCAGGAGCAGGGACAGCAGCAGCAGGGGCAGGGGCAGCAGGAGGGUGCAGUCGGUGCAGUGGCGGUCGCCCCCGGAGGUGACCAGCUGGUGAUCAGCGGCGAGUGGCUGGCGGGCCAGUUCGGUGCGGUGCGGGAGGCGCUGGUGCGCAAGUACCGCAACAUGAACAUGGAGGUUGGCAAGCACGCCAGCUACUCGCGGCUGUUCGUGCUGUGCUCCCGCGCGUUGCACUGCGACGACAUCCUGACCCACAUGGAGAGCCUCACACCCGAGGACAUCCCCCCCUUCGUCUCCUCGCUGCUGUCGCGCUGCCACGUGGAGGCCUUCGUGCACGGCAACGUCACGGCAGCAGGGGCGCGGCAGCUGGCGGCGGCGGUGACGGGAGCGCUGGGCGAGGGGUGUUGCAUGGGGGCGGAGGAGCGCGUGAGGGACCGCUGUGUGGUGGUUCCGGUGGUGGAGGAGGCGGGGGCGAGGGCGGCGCGGCAGGGCGGAGAGAAGAAGGAGAACAAGGAGGGGGAAGGCGGUGGGGUUGCGGAGGAGGUGGUGCUGGCGGAGGGGGAGGGGGGUACGGUGGUGCGACUGCUGGCGAAGAACCCCGAGGAGGAGAAUGCGGCGCUGGAGGUGUACUACCAGCUGGGGCCCGCCACCGACCCACGGGACCGUGCCCUGCUGGACCUCAUCGACCAGAUCCUGUACGAGCCCUGCUACGACACCCUGCGCACCAAGCAGCAGCUGGGAUACAGCGUGUACAGCGGCACUCGGCUGACCAGCGGCGUGAGCGGCUUCUGCAUUCAGGUGGUGUCGGCGCGCCACCCCCCCGAGUACCUGGACCGCUGUGUGGAGUCCUUCCUUGCUUCCAUGGCUCCCCGCCUCGCCGGCCUCACACCCGCCGAGCUCGCCACCCACGUCGCCGCCCUCACCGCCUCCAAGCUGCAACGCGACCGCAGCUUGGUGGAGGAGGCGGGGCGGCAGUGGGAGCACAUCUCCAGCACCCGCUACGACUUCCUGAGCCGGGAGCAGGAGGUGGCGGCGCUGGGCGGGGUGAGUGUGGCGGAUGUGUAUGACACGUUUGUACGGUACCUCGCGCCCCCAUCGGCGGUGGGGAAGCAGGGGG
Molecule: messenger RNA, 3816 nt
Organism: Astrephomene gubernaculifera
Lineage: Eukaryota; Viridiplantae; Chlorophyta; Chlorophyceae; Chlamydomonadales; Astrephomenaceae
Source: the annotation of a GenBank genome assembly